This is a messenger RNA of Mytilus californianus (California mussel), 2559 nucleotides long. RefSeq names its product short-chain specific acyl-CoA dehydrogenase, mitochondrial-like. Bases 10 to 1245 code for a protein of 411 amino acids. Gene Ontology annotation, cellular component: mitochondrion. Gene Ontology annotation, molecular function: flavin adenine dinucleotide binding. The record is from RefSeq and is a predicted model, not a curated record. Gene Ontology annotation, biological process: fatty acid beta-oxidation using acyl-CoA dehydrogenase; butyrate catabolic process. The transcript has 12 exons. NCBI's taxonomy places the organism in Eukaryota, Metazoa, Mollusca, Bivalvia, Mytilida, Mytilidae.
CUGACCGACAUGGCAAGCCGAUGUCUGCUUCGCAGACUUGCGAGGGUUUCGAAGCUUACAAACAACUAUGGAACAGUUCGAUCAUUAUCCAGUCUGGCAGAGCUUCCAGAAACCCAUCAGAUGUUACAGAAAACAUGUAGAGAUUUUGCUGACAAUGAAUUAGUUCCUAUUGCUGGGAAGUUAGAUAAAGAGCAUCAGUUUCCACUUGAGCAGAUAAAGAAGUUAGGAGAAUUAGGAAUUAUGUGUGUAGAUAUACCUGAGUCAGAAGGAGGAACUGGUUUAGAUUAUCUUGCCUAUGCUAUAGCUUUAGAGGAAAUCAGUAGAGGUUGUGCAUCAACAGGCUGUAUAGUUAGUGUAAAUAAUUCAUUAUAUUUAGGACCAAUCAAGAAAAAUGCAAACCAAAUGCAGAAAGAAUUAUUCCAGACCCCCUUUCUCCAUGGUGAUAAAGUUGGAUGUUUUGCCUUAAGUGAACCAGGAAAUGGCAGUGAUGCUGGGGCUGCUUCCACUACAGCAGUAUUACAGGGAGAUCACUAUGUAUUAAAUGGAACCAAAGCCUGGAUUACAAAUGGAUAUGAAGCUGAAGCCUCAGUGGUAUUUGCUACAACAGAUAAAAAUAAAAAACACAAGGGCAUUAGUGCCUUUUUGAUUCCUAAACCUACAGAGGGUUUAUCACUUGGAGUGAAAGAAGAUAAAUUAGGAAUAAAAGCUACCUCAACAUGCUAUCUAAUAUUUGAAGACUGUAAAAUACCCCGAGAAUUCUUGUUAGGAGAGCCUGGUAUGGGAUUCAAAAUUGCAAUGCAAACAUUAGAUGCAGGAAGAAUAGGUAUUGCAGCACAGGGUAUAGGAAUUGCUCAAGCUUCUUUAGAAUGCGCCAUUGACUAUGCACAGAAGAGACAAGCCUUUAAUCAACCUAUUUCAAAAAUGCAAACAGUUCAGUCUAAAUUGGCAGACAUGGAAAUGAGAAUACAGAGUGCCAGAUUACUUAAUUACAAAGCUGCUUUACUGAAAGAUGCUGGUAAACCAUUUUCAAAGGAGGCAGCUAUGGCCAAGUUGGCAGGAUCAGAAGCUGCUACAUUCUGUAGUCAUCAGGCUAUACAGAUCCUAGGAGGUAUGGGGUAUGUGUCAAGUAUGCCAGCUGAGAGAUAUUAUAGAGACGCUAGAAUUACAGAAAUAUACGAGGGAACGAGUGAAAUUCAAAAACUAGUCAUUGCAGGUUGUCUGCUCAAAGAAUACCAAGCUGUGUAGUGUUUAUUUGUUCUGUACAUAUGAAAUAAAUAAUAUAUUUUUGUAUGAUUUUUUUUAUGAAUUAAAAAACACUUAUUACUCAAGAUGUAGAUGAUACAUGUUGAUAAAAAAUGCCUACCUCUUAAGAUUAUGGGUUUAUAACUAAUAUUUGUUAUCCUCUACUCAGACAAUCAAGUUUACAUAAGAAUUGACUGUUAUGUGAAAAAAAUAAUUGACUCUUAUUUAUAUUUUAUUUGAUGUUUGAUAGACAAUUAAACUAACAUACAACAAAUUUUUCCUAAAUUAACUUGAAAGAAAGUUACAUUAUAUGUUAUUCCAAAUGUACACAGUGGAUAUAGGCUCUUAUCUUACCUCCUAUACAUUUCUAGGAAUAUGAUUGGUUAAAAGCCACCGCGUGGAGACUGUGUAUAAUCCAUAUGGGGUUAGUAGGCGUGGUUUAUUUUAAUACACGGUUAGUAGUGGUGUUACGUCUCUUUAUAAUAAACAACAGAAGAAAAUCUGAUAUGCUUUGCCUGGAUAAUAGAUGAAGAAAUUGAUGAUGAACGAUUGAAAUAGAUGCAGAAAACACAUUAAAAGCUGACAAGUUGUUAUUGUUGGCAUUUGUUUUUGUAUAGACCAAUGGAAGUAGGUUCUUAAUACUAAAGGUAUUGAAGACUUGAUCACUUUGAUAGGCCACUAGUCUAAAUGCCACAUGUUAAGAUAGUCAGUAAGAUAAAUUCGUUACAUAGUGACCUAAUACGAUAUAUAUGGCGUCAGUAAAUUUCAUAUUGGGUGAGAGCGAAUAUCGUAUUAGGUCAGUAGCAAACUAUGUAACUAAUAAUAUUCCCUGUCAGUGUAUUACAUCUUCUGAGUCCCCAGGCAAAGGGGAAAUAGGACACUAAUAGGAAAUAAGAGCCUAUAUCCCCUGUAAAGCCAGAAAUUACAAUUCUAUUAAACUGGAAAGUCCUGAUUUUAACAUUAAUUACUAUUCUGAUCUUCGUUUUUGUUCACAGGGUAUAUGGAUUAUAAACCAUGCGAAGUUAACCAAUCAAAUUGCAUGAUUAGCUGGUAUAUUUGACUCCAGUUUUAUAUUAAUAUGUAUGCUAAUAAGAUUUUAAGAGAUAUAGGUCACUAUACUUUUAAAAUUAAGAAUUUAAUGAUUUAAUAUGUGAAGCUUAGAAUGAAAAAAUAUUACUUUGAUGAAUAAAACAAAAACUUCUGUUUUGAAGCAACUGUAUUGUAUUACAUUUUUCAAUCAAUAUAUUUCAGGAAGUGACAAGUAAACAUGGGUACCCAUUCAUUUUUUCUUGUUAUUUCAAUAAAUAGUGAAAAGUG